Molecule: messenger RNA, 471 nt
Organism: Eimeria tenella
Lineage: Eukaryota; Apicomplexa; Conoidasida; Eucoccidiorida; Eimeriidae
Product: ubiquitin-conjugating enzyme e2, putative
Exons: 5
Coding region: 1-471 (156 amino acids)
Source: RefSeq, a predicted model, not a curated record
AUGAUGCUGGUGCCCAAGCGCAUUCAAAAGGAAACACACAACCUUGCCAGCGAGCCCCCCCCGGGGAUCGAGGCCGCCCCAGACCCCUCCAACUACCGCUACUUCAAAAUCAUAAUGACGGGGCCUGCAGGGACUCCCUACGAGGGCGGCCGCUACCGCCUCGAAUUGUUUUUGCCCGAGCAGUACCCCAUGGAGCCCCCCAAAGUCCGCUUCCUCACCAAGAUUUACCACCCCAACAUAGAUGCGCUGGGCCGCAUUUGCCUGGACAUUUUAAAAGACAAGUGGAGCCCCGCACUUCAAAUCCGAACAGUUUUGCUUUCUGUUCAAGCUUUGCUUUCCGCCCCAGAGCCCGACGACCCCCUCGACACCCGCGUGGCCGAUCAUUUCAAGAACGACCGCCAGGCAGCAGAAGAAAGAGCACGGCAGUGGAGGGAGAUGUACGCUGGGGAUGAGACAAUAACGCUGGACUAG